Messenger RNA from Fusarium musae, 1875 nucleotides. RefSeq lists its product as uncharacterized. Lineage: Eukaryota; Fungi; Ascomycota; Sordariomycetes; Hypocreales; Nectriaceae. Bases 1 to 1875 code for a protein of 624 amino acids. The record is from RefSeq and is a predicted model, not a curated record. Gene Ontology annotation, molecular function: DNA-binding transcription factor activity, RNA polymerase II-specific; zinc ion binding; sequence-specific DNA binding. Gene Ontology annotation, biological process: DNA-templated transcription; positive regulation of transcription by RNA polymerase II. The transcript has 2 exons.
AUGCCCAAGGGCGACCACUACGGAAUGUCACCCUACGAGUAUCGCAAAUCUUUUCAGCCUUGCAACGGGGCAACUCCAGCAUGCGGUGGAUGCGUCAAGUUUGGCCGACAAGCAACAUGUUCUCUCUCAACGGAAUCGCCAAAUCGCGGACGAGACUAUCCAACUUAUCUUCGACAAAAGAUUGAAGCUGCCCAACAACGCCUCAGUCAGCACAACGCUAGACAGAACAAUGAUACUUCACCGUCAGAUACUGAGCGGUCCAACCGGAAUGAAUCGGCAGAGACUCAUCAACGAUCUAUCAUCGAUUCACUCAUCGCAGACAUCGGGGCGCUUCCUAUCAUAGCAUGUUCAUAUCCAUCAGCGGCAGAAGGUCCGACGCUAUCUUCGCUUGUGUUAGCAACUGCAAGCACCAACCAACUCUCAUCAGCCCUGCGAUUAACCCAAGCCAAUGAGGUUGCACCAUGUUUACCGAAAGAGUCAACUGCCUUGGGCCUGGCAAAACACUAUUUUGAUCAGGUCUACCCACGAAUACCUUUCUUCUCUAUCCAAGGUUUCUGGGUGCAGUUCGAGCAUGUCUUCUCUGGCGUAGAUCCUCCCCGCGAACGCGGACAAGAUGGCCCACCACAAGAUCCAGCGAGUGUUCUAACACCGAGUCAAGAUGAUCUUGACCGCUCAUCGAUAAGCCAUGGAUACAGCUACUUCACUGUUCUGUUGGUUUUGGGUAUAUCUGCGUCGAGUCUAUCACGAAGUGCUGAUAGUGUGAUAUCAACGCAAGCCCAGAGACUAUUUCGUACAGCAUUGACGUUCCGCGAAUCGGCAAUUUUACCAAACACUAUCAUUGGUGUCCAGUCGAUCUUAUUCUUGAUACAAUUCGCUACUCUCAACCCAUCAUUGCUCGACGCAUGGUAUCUUAUCGGUGUCGGCAUGCGCAUGUGCGUUGACCUUGGACUCCAUCAGGAUCCGCAGCCUCCCGACUCAGUCGCCACGAGUCUCUUGGAGACACGACGCCGUCUUUGGUGGAGCAUGUAUUCUUUCGACCGGUCCAUGAGUUUGGGGUGUGGACGACCAACCGAGAUAUCUGACUGCGCUAUCAACGUAUCCCUGCCUACGUUCAAAAUUGAGACGGCAGCAACAGCUGUCGAAGUUCACGGCUACCUACAGCGCUAUCGUGCACUACAGAUCCAAUCAGAGAUUUACAAUCGCCUGAACAAAUCUCCAGAAUCUGAAACAGGUGAUGCGCAGUCAGUUUAUGAACAACUGAGCAAGAAGUUGGGUGAUUGGAAAGACUCAAGUUCCCAGCUACCGAACAAGACACUUAUCGAGAGUGAAUGGUUGAUGGGCCGUAUGCUCCUUUUAAGACCCUGUAGAUUGUUACCUCGACGGUCACAUGAUGAGCUUGGUGAACUAUGGCAAGCAGCUGUUGGGUUCAUUGCGAUAUAUCGCCGACUGGUGGAGUCCAACUCAAUAUUCUACGUGCAAAUUGCCUGCGAGAAGAUUUACUGGACUGGCCUUAUGGCAUUCUACAGCUACUGGCAACUCCGUACCAGCACCGCGGGCGAUGCUAAUUCCAUGCGGCGUCUGGAUAUUUGGAUGAUUGUCAAAGACGUCAUGUUCAUCCUUCGAGCGUUAAGUGAGCGAUGGGACCAGGGCAAACUUCUAUGUGGGCGAUUUGAUGAAGUGAGCACUCAUAUUCUUGAGGUAUCAGAAAUUCAUGCGGGAGAUGGCACAACGGCUGCAUUGCCUCUUGAGUUACAGAACUUAGAACAGUAUACGAGCUUGACUGUCGUUUGGGCGUCGGGUGACAAAGUGGAUCAGAGUAAUGAACAUGCGCUGGACACAAACGAGCUCCGGCAUUUAGUGUCUGAGAUGUUAUAA